Messenger RNA from Colletotrichum graminicola M1.001, 633 nucleotides. Its product is annotated as thioesterase superfamily protein. The record is from RefSeq and is a predicted model, not a curated record. The transcript has a single exon. Bases 1 to 633 code for a protein of 210 amino acids. Lineage: Eukaryota; Fungi; Ascomycota; Sordariomycetes; Glomerellales; Glomerellaceae.
AUGGUCGAACCAAGCAAAAGCCAGAUGGCGCACUUCGAGGCCAUCCCUUGGGUCGCCGAAGAGCUCUCAGAGCCAGACCUUAUCAUCCGAGAGCCCGCCAGCCGCGUCUUCGAUCCCGACCUCCGCGCAUUCGAGUUUUGGAGCUCCACAUUGCAUAGCUCUACAACAAUACCCUUCUUCGUUGGCGCCUACCACCUACCGCCCGAGUCAGAUAUGCAAGCCCUGAAUGCGGAAGAUGCAGACGAUCGAAUAAUCGGCCCGCAAAUUGUCACAAGAGCCCGGUUCUUUCUGAGUCUGGGCCGUGGAGUCAGCACCAUAAAUAAGAAUCUAUGCCAUGGUGGAGUGGUUGCAGCCAUCUUCGACGAGUGUGCCGGGGCCAUCUGCUGGGCGAAUAAGGCGCAUGGGUUCUUGGAAUUUCUCCCCCAAGUGACGCAGAGUCUCAAUAUAAGCUACUUGAAACCAGUUCCGACCAUGUCGACAAUAGCUGUUACGGCCUUACUGGAAACGAAAGACGGUAUUAAGCUGGUUGUUGACUUAAUGCUGCAGGAUAAGACGGGCACUGUGCUUGCAAAAGCAGAGGCUGUAUUCAGAUCGAUUAAGAAGCGGAAAAAAGGGGGAAAUGAGAAGCUGUAG